Messenger RNA from Struthio camelus australis, 1107 nucleotides. The record is from RefSeq and is a predicted model, not a curated record. NCBI's taxonomy places the organism in Eukaryota, Metazoa, Chordata, Aves, Struthioniformes, Struthionidae.
AUGACCAUCUCCUACACGCUGAAAGUCGCCAACUCCCAUUUUGGGGGCUUCUCCAAGCUGCUCUUCCGCUGGAAAGGCAGCAUCUACAAGCUGCUCUACAAGGAGUUCAUCGUCUUUGUGGUGCUGUACGCGGUGCUGAGCCUCAUCUACCGGCGGCUGCUGACCGAAGACCAGAAGCGCCUCUAUACCAAAGUGGCUCAAUACUGCAAUCGCUCCACAGACCUCAUCCCCAUGUCAUUUGUCCUAGGUUUCUAUGUCACCCUGAUUGUGAACCGGUGGUGGGCCCAGUACACCAGCAUCCCGCUGCCCGACCAGCUCAUGUGCGUCAUCUCCAGCAACGUCCACGGCAAGGACGAGAGAGGGCGGAUCCUGCGGCGCACCCUCAUCCGCUACGCCAACCUCUCGGCCGUCCUCAUCCUUCGCUCCGUCAGCACCCGGGUGCUCAAAAGGUUCCCCACCAUGGACCACGUGGUGGAAGCGGGUUUCAUGACGCAGGACGAGCGCAAGAAGUUCGAGAGCCUCCACUCGGACUUCAACAAGUACUGGAUCCCCUGCGUGUGGUUCACCAACCUGGCCGCCCAGGCCAGGCGGGACGGCCGCGUCCGCGAUGACGUGGCUCUCCGCUUGCUCAUGGACGAGCUGAACCUCUACCGGGCCAAGUGCAGCAUGUUGUUCCACUACGACUGGAUCAGCAUCCCGCUGGUGUACACGCAGGUGGUCACCAUCGCCGUCUACUCCUUCUUCGCCUUCUGCCUCAUCGGGCGGCAGUUCCUGGAGCCCCUGGAGCCGGGGCAGGAAGGGGACCUGGACAUGUACAUUCCCCUCUCCACUCUCCUGCAGUUCUUCUUCUACGCCGGCUGGCUGAAGGUUGCAGAGCAGAUCAUUAACCCUUUUGGGGAAGACGACGAUGACUUUGAGACCAACAAACUGAUAGACAGGAACCUGCAGGUGUCCCUGCUGUCUGUGGACGACAUGUACCAGAAUCUGCCGCUGGCCGGGAAGGACAAAUACUGGAACGAGUCCACGGCACAGCCCCCCUACACCGUGGCCACAGCCGCCGAGACCUUGAAGCCCUCAUUCCUGGGCUCCACCUUCGACAUGCGGUGA